Messenger RNA from Penicillium verhagenii, 1620 nucleotides. Its product is annotated as MDR family MFS transporter. The transcript has 6 exons. NCBI's taxonomy places the organism in Eukaryota, Fungi, Ascomycota, Eurotiomycetes, Eurotiales, Aspergillaceae. The record is from RefSeq and is a predicted model, not a curated record. Gene Ontology annotation, biological process: transmembrane transport. Gene Ontology annotation, molecular function: transmembrane transporter activity. The coding region runs from base 1 to 1620 and encodes 539 amino acids.
AUGGAAACUUCAGUAUCACAGACCUCGACUGUCCAUGAGCGUGAUGCCAGUACGUCGCAAUCGGACACGCCACUUCGCGACCCGUCUCACCGAACCAUCGUCACAACUGCUAUCCCCUCCAUCACGAACGAAUUUGACUCUCUUCCCGAUGUCGGCUGGUACGGAAGUGCGUAUAUGAUGACGUGUGGAGCUUUCCAGCUCACGUACGGAAAACUCUACACCUUCUUCUCCCCCAAGGCCGUUCUUUUUUUCAGUAUUCUUACCUUUGAGGUUGGGUCUGCCAUUUGCGGAGCUGCUCCAAGCUCGGCCGCACUGAUUGUCGGAAGAGCAUUUGCGGGAGUCGGUGCCGGUGGCAUUCUUGCUGGAUCUGCUACGACUGUCGUGUACUCCGUUCCUCUGAAGAAACGUCCACUUGUUCAAGGUGCGCUAGGCGCGUUCUUCGGGCUUGCAAUUAUCCUUGGCCCUUUGAUUGGUGGUGCAUUCACCACACAUGUGACAUGGCGGUGGUGCUUCUAUAUCAACCUUCCUUUUGGUGGAGCGUGCAUGGCCAUUGUCGCACUGUUCUUGAAGAUUCCCAAGCCGGAGACGGCGAACAUCCCGUUCUCGGAGAAGAUGAAAGGACUAGAUCCCCUGGGCAGUAUAUUACUCGUGCCUGGUCUCGUAUGCUUGGUCCUGGCAUUGCAGUGGGGAGGCGGGAAAUAUGCUUGGAAUAGUGGUCGGAUUAUUGUCUUAUUGACAAUAAUGUCGGCAUUGUUUGUGGCUUUCGUUCUCAGCCAGAUAUUCUUUCCCAAGAGAGCAACGAUUCCUCCUCGUAUCUUCAAGAUUCGCAGCAUCUGGGCGGGAAUGUGGGAGAUGACUUUCAUUGGUGCUGGCAUGUAUGUCUACAUUUACUAUCUUCCAAUUUGGUUCCAAACCGUCAAGGAAGAUUCUGCCGUGACUUCUGGUAUCAAACUACUUCCUUUGAUGCUGGGAUUACUCGUCUCAUCUAUUCUUUACGGAGCCACAGUUGAAGAGACUGGAUACUACGUGCACGCCGGUCUUGUUGGCGCUAUUCUCAUGGUUGUUGGGGCCGGAAUGCUCACCACGCUUGAGGUGGACUCGAGUAGCGGAAUGUGGAUUGGCUAUCAAGUCCUAUUCGGUUUUGGCAUGGGAGCUACUGUUCAAACACCAAAUCUUGCAGCACAGGUGGUGCUACCGGACAAGGAUGUGCCUAUUGCGCUCGCGCUCUGUUUCUUCGCGCAGCUUAUUGGCGGGUCGAUCUCCGUUCCGGCAGCACAGAAUGUGUUGGAUAGUCAACUUAUCAGCAAACUAUCUGGCUUUCCGGGAUUUGAUCUCGGUCUCGUGACCGAUGGUGGAGCUACAGCGCUGAUUGAGGCACUAGGAGAAGAUCAAAAGAGCGCAGUUAUCACAGCAUACAACGAGGCCAUUCGUGAGGCGUUCCGAGUGGGUCUGGUUUUUACCUGUUUGAUUCUUAUCGGGGCAUUCCUACUAGAGAAUAAGAAUACUCGUCGUCCUCCAAAGAAGGAAGGAGAUAAGAAGGAGGAGGAGAAUCAAGCGAAGGGUCCGAUCGAUGAAGGGAAGGCGGUUGAUUCGGCACCGAACAGUCCAGUUGAUCACUGA